Messenger RNA from Podarcis muralis (Common wall lizard), 5540 nucleotides. RefSeq names its product glutamate ionotropic receptor kainate type subunit 4 (gene GRIK4). Gene Ontology annotation, cellular component: membrane. NCBI's taxonomy places the organism in Eukaryota, Metazoa, Chordata, Lepidosauria, Squamata, Lacertidae. Gene Ontology annotation, molecular function: ligand-gated monoatomic ion channel activity; signaling receptor activity. The record is from RefSeq and is a predicted model, not a curated record. Gene Ontology annotation, biological process: monoatomic ion transport.
UUCGCCGCCGCCGCCGGAUCGCAGCGCAUCGCUUCUGCGAGCCCCAGCAGCUGCAACAAGCCGCUUCAUCUCCCCGGCUGCAGCGAGUGUGUGUGUCGGGGGAAGCAAAACCUGAGCCGGCCAGCCUGCAGAUCCCAGCCCGGGAGAGCCACUCAGAGUUAUGUCAUGCCCAGACCACCGCAGGGCUCCAUGAGGAUUUAUAGAAGAUGCCCGGGAUCUUGGCGCCUCUGGUGCUCCUUUUGGUGUGGCUAAUGGAGAUUGCUGCCAGUCCCCACUCUCUGAGGAUUGCCGCCAUUUUGGACGACCCAAUGGAGUGCAGCAGAGGCGAACGGCUCUCUAUCACCCUGGCCAAGAAUCGGAUAAAUCGAGCUCCGGAGCGGGCGGGGAAAGCCAAAGUGGAGGUGGACAUUUUCGAGCUGCUGAGAGACAGCGAAUAUGAAACAGCCGAGACCAUGUGCCAGAUCCUUCCAAAAGGGGUGGUUGGUGUUCUGGGACCAUCUUCAAGUCCUGCUUCCAGCUCCAUCAUCAGCAAUAUCUGCGGAGAGAAAGAGGUUCCCCAUUUCAAGGUUGCCCCCGAGGAAUUCCUCAAGCUCCAGUUCCAGAGAUUCACGACUUUGAACCUCCAUCCCAGCAACACUGACAUCAGCGUGGCUGUUGCUGGGAUCCUGAAUUUCUUUAACUGCACCACUGCCUGCCUCAUCUGUGCCAAAGCUGAAUGCCUUCUAAACCUGGAGAAGCUGCUCCGUCAAUUCCUGAUCUCUAAGGAAACUCUCUCGAUCCGGAUGCUGGAUGACAGCCGGGACCCCACGCCGUUGCUAAAGGAGAUCAGGGACGACAAGACAGCCACCAUCAUUGUACACGCCAAUGCUUCCAUGUCCCACAUCAUCCUUCAGAAGGCAGCUGAACUGGGAAUGGUGUCAGCCUAUUACACGUAUAUCUUCACUAAUCUGGAGUUUUCGCUCCAGCGGCUAGAGAGCCAUCUGGAUGAUCGAGUGAACAUCAUGGCCUUUUCCAUUUUCAACCAGUCCCAUGCUUUCUUCCAAGAGUUUGCAGAGAGCCUCAACCAGUCGUGGCUGGAAAACUGUGAUCACAUUCCUUUUACUGGGCCAGCACUGUCUUCUGCCUUGUUGUUUGAUGCCGUCUACGCUGUCGUGAGCGCCGUUCAGGAGCUGAACCGGAGCCAGGAGAUCGGCGUCAAGCCCCUGUCCUGUGGAUCUGCCCAAAUCUGGCAGCAUGGCACCAGCCUGAUGAACUAUCUGAGAAUGGUAGAAUUGGAAGGUCUCACCGGCCACAUAGAAUUCAACAGCAAAGGUCAACGAUCAAACUAUGCCCUGAAGAUCCUUCAGUAUACCAGGAAUGGCUUCAGACAGAUCGGUCACUGGCAUGUUACCAAAGGCCUUACCAUGGAUAACCAGAUCUUCUCUUCCAAUGUGUCAGAGAGCCUCUUCAACACCACGCUCAUUGUCACCACCAUCCUGGAAAACCCUUACUUAAUGCUCAAGGGAAACCACCAAGAGCUGGAAGGGAACGACCAAUACGAAGGCUUCUGCAUGGACAUGCUGGCAGAACUGGCCGCGAUCCUGCACUUCAACUACAAGAUCCAGCUGGUUGGUGACGGAGUGUACGGCGUCCCCGAGGCUAAUGGAAGCUGGACUGGCAUGGUGGGGGAGUUGAUUGCUCGGAAAGCUGAUUUGGCAGUGGCUGGCCUGACGAUUACAGCCGAACGAGAGAAGGUGAUUGAUUUCUCCAAGCCGUUUAUGACUCUGGGGAUUAGCAUUCUUUACCGAGUUCAUAUGGGGCGCAAACCUGGCUAUUUCUCUUUCCUGGAUCCAUUUUCUCCCGGUGUCUGGCUCUUCAUGUUACUCGCCUACCUCGCCGUGAGCUGCGUCCUCUUCUUAGUGGCCCGAUUGACGCCCUACGAGUGGUACAGCCCCCACCCCUGCUCCCAAGGGAGAUGCAACCUGCUCGUUAAUCAGUACUCUCUUGGCAACAGCCUGUGGUUCCCUGUCGGUGGGUUCAUGCAGCAAGGAUCAACCAUCGCUCCUCGGGCUCUGUCCACGCGCUGCGUCAGUGGAGUCUGGUGGGCCUUCACUUUGAUCAUCAUCUCUUCCUACACAGCCAACCUGGCAGCCUUCCUCACCGUGCAGCGCAUGGAUGUGCCCAUAGAAUCAGUAGACGACCUUGCAGACCAGACGGCGAUAGAGUACGGCACAAUCCACGGAGGUUCCAGCAUGACUUUUUUCCAGAAUUCUCGGUACCAGACAUACCAGCGGAUGUGGAAUUACAUGUACUCCAAGCAGCCGAGUGUCUUUGUCAAGAGCACAGAGGAAGGGAUCGCACGCGUGCUCAACUCCAACUAUGCCUUCCUCCUGGAGUCCACCAUGAACGAGUAUUAUCGCCAGCGCAAUUGCAACCUCACGCAGGUCGGGGGCCUUCUGGACACCAAGGGCUACGGGAUUGGCAUGCCAGUCGGUUCUCUUUUCCGCGACGAGUUUGACUUGGCCAUUCUCCAGCUGCAGGAGAACAACCGCUUGGAAAUCUUGAAACGGAAGUGGUGGGCGGGAGGGCAGUGCCCCAAAGAGGAGGACCAUCGAGCAAAAGGCCUAGGAAUGGAGAAUAUAGGUGGAAUCUUUGUGGUUCUGAUAUGUGGUUUAAUCGUAGCGAUUUUUAUGGCAAUGCUUGAGUUCUUAUGGAACCUCCGACACUCUGAACACUCCGAGGUAUCCGUCUGCCAGGAAAUGGUGACAGAGCUGCGCAGCAUCAUUCUCUGCAAGGACAGUUUCCACCCCCGUCGGAGGCGAGGGGGGAUCAUACGGACUCGCCCUGUUAUACAAGAAGAACGGAGAGCCCACACCACAACCAUGCUAAGCAACGGAAAGCUCUGUGGUGGCGGCGACCCUGAGCAGCUGGCACAGAGACUUGCACAAGAAGCCGUCCUGGUCGCUCGGGGUUGCACACACAUCCGGGUGUGUCCAGAAUGCCGGAGGUUCCAAGGCCUUCGGGUCCGGCCAGGGCCAGAUUCCCCCGUGCAAAGCGACGAGAGCUUGGAAUGGGAGAAAGCAACAAACAGCAGUGAGCCUGAGUAAAACAGUGGGGAGACGGUGGCAGCAAAAGAAGCUAAAUGUUCCAUUUUACAGAACAUGAGACUUGUACACAGUGUUGAACUCUUUUUAAAUUAAUAAAGAGGCACCCCAGCUUGCCAAGAGCAAAUCAAAGCUUUAGGCUGGGGGCUGAGCCCAAUGGGAACUUUUGUUACCUGUCUUAUAUGAGAAAGUAUCUAACCUACCUACUUUCUGAAACAUUAAGAGAACGCCCCUCUAGCUAGGCUGAGAGGACCCAUCCUCAACUGCCUGCUCCUCAGAAACUUGAGGUAUGGGGUAAGCAAGUCACACUGAGCUGGUGGCAACCAGAGUCACAAAUAUCCUAAACCAGGUGAAAAAACAUUAUUGCCACAAGGACUUCUUCAUGGGGGGGGUCUUUUCUUUUGGAAUUUGUGGUGGGGAGGAUAAUUUUCUUUAUUUUAUUGUUGGAACUUCAGGACCUAGAGGGAUCCAGCACUCCUGAGUUCGGGUACUGAGCUCACACAACUUUCCCAGGGUCAGGUGAGGUUGCGGAAGAGGGGAAGGGUUAAGUCCCAUAUAAGUGCAGCUACCAACAAAGAAAGUCCAUUCAAAGAGUUACAAAUACCAAAAACCAACUAACACACUGAACUUGGAGGCCUUGAUAACAGCUAGAAUUUCAGGGUACCUGUGUCUGUCUUGCUUUCUUAAACAACUCCCCCCCCCUCACAUUGGUCUUUCUUUGUACACAUUUUGAGAAAGCUAACCAGUAGGAGAGCAGGUUGGGGACGUGGAAUUCUGUAUUCUCCCCCCAGCAGGGGGUGGUAGAAUUUAACUAUCCCAGGUUGUCAGCUUUUGAAAGUCAAGUUUUAACACUGUGUUAAGAGAGAGGUCCUCACGAUCAGCUCUGUUCUUAAGACGAAAAAUCACCAUCCCCAAGUUCAAUAGACUCACUUAUGACCUAGACAUCAUCCUCUCUCUAUAAGAGGGUUUCUUUGCUAUGAAAUAUCAUUGAGUGAAGGUACACCAGCAAUGUCCAUGGUGUCUUUUGAAGACCUAUGAGAAGAAUGGACCAACAGCCAGGAAAUCCUUAGCAACGGUUUUGAGCAGUUGCAGGUUUUCCGUGGGAGGAGUUCGAUUUCCUGAUUGACAAUUCUAUGCAAUUCCUGAUUGUAAAAAUACAAGGAAGAAAAACAAAGUGAUGACAAAUGAACACAGGUCAAAUAACCUGUUCUUGGUUUCUUUCCCCCCGGUUUGUUUUUGAAUGUACUGAAAUAAAGUAUGUCCUUCUAUAUAAAUAUAGGAUUUUUUCCCUCUAUACCUUUGAUAUUCAGAGGUAGCUGGAAUCCCAGUACAUAAGGGGGAAGGCUAUGUAGUUGCCUAUGGCUAAUGCACUUUAUUCCAUUCUUUCUAUCCACAUUGGAGCAGUUUGCCAACUGGUUAAGUUAGUAUUCUAUUGUCAUUGGCCACAAUAAAACACUAAGUGUUCUUAAGUUCUUUCAGUCGGUUUAAGCGUUCCUAACUCUGUAUUGGAUUGUGGCCACUGAUCGGGCAGAGAAGAUACUUGUGUUAAGGACUCUAGAAGUGGUAGAGGAAAGGAUUAAUGUUGUUCUUCUAACUGGUCUGGGAUUUAUUUUAACAUCAACUCUGUGAAUGGGGUAUAUUGAAUACAGCAAAAGAAAAGAAAAGAAAUAAUCUCUGAUGGCAUUGUAAGUGUGAAAUACAGAGAAAUUUAGCUUUCUGUUUUUAAUCCUUAAUAUGGCAAGAAAAAUUUAAAGUCCCUGACAGCAGUGAGUGCUGUGGGCACUGAGAGAAGCCUUUGGGGAGAGAAAGGAAACAAACACUUAUGAUAUCCUACUCACAGAGAAAGCUCAUUUCUAACCCCAGGCAGUUGGCAUCACACUCAGAAUGAGGAAAAAGAGAGAUCUGCGCUGAACUUUUAUUUUUACUUACGCUUUAGUAACUGAAAGCACUUUACCUUCCCAGUUCUGAUAUUCUGUUAUUACUUUUAUUUCAUGCCUCUCCUCCCAAGAAACUCAGGGCAGUGUACAACAUACUUCUUUCACCUCUAGGCUAUCCCCACAUCUACCCUGUGAGGGAAGUCAAGCAGCCUGAAAGAAGAAAAGCAGCUUGUCCAAGCACACACAGUGAGCUUCAAGGCUGAGUGGAGAUUUCAAUCUGGAACUCCACAUGCCUAGCUGAGGAAGGAUAUCAUAGAACCAUACUAAGAACCAUAGUUAUAACCAGCACAUCCUUGGUGCAAAUAUGGAUAGAGCCUUUUCGUGUGAGGGUGACCUACCAGCUGAACUUUUUAUAAAAAAACUUUCUGCAUAAAGCUGAACUAAAAUUUCUUCCUAAGAGGAUGAAAAGAGCAACCAAAGACCUACCUAAUUAAGCAUCCUGCUUUCUGCUGUAGACAAUCAGAUGCCCCAGGGAAACAGGGCAUGAAUGCAACAGCUCCCAGUAGCUGCUUCCUCUAUA